GGGCCGCGCACAUGCCGCCGGUCAUGAUUUGCACCCCCCCCUCUUGGACGCCCCACUCUUGGCCGCUCCAGAUUUACCGGGAGGCUGGAUGCACAUGCCGCGGCUGGCCUGGGCGGGAGCCGGACGCAUGUGCGGCCUGAUGUCUGUCCAGCGCUCGGUCCUUCCACGGCCGUGGCCAGCUGCGCCGGGCUUCCGCGCGCGCGGCCAGCAGGCGCUGGGUCUUUGUCACGACCAUUCGCGACCCGUGGGCGCGGUUCUGGAGCCAGCUUCGGUACGAGAUGGCGCCCUGCCUGGGUGACCCGAGGCACCUGGCGGCCUGUAUCGGAGGGAACUUCGGCCAGAUCGGGGACUGGUGGUCGCCGACGGCGCACCCCGACAGCGUGCUGGGCGUCCCGGAGGCGAGGCUCGGGCCCAGCCCGGCCCUGUACACCGACAACUACUACGCGCGGGUCCUCCUGAAUCGAACAGACGUGGCCGGGCCCCCGCUGACGGACGCGGACUUCGAUGCCGCCGCCCGGCUGCUCGAGGAGCGCUUCUCCGCGGUGGUCGUCGUGGAGGACUUCGCCCGCUCCGCCCUGCAGCUCGUCUGCGCCGUGGGCCUCGACCCGGGCCUGGCGCGCCCGCUGCUGCGCACGCGCGUGCGGCCCUACGCGGCGCACGAGGCCAUGAUGAUAGUCCCGGAGAGCGACGCGCACCUGGGCAAGCGCAACGCGGACGCUCUGCGCGCGAGGUUCUACAGGCGGAACCAGCUGGACUACGCCUUGUACUCGCGCGCCCGCGCGACGUCUUCGCGGCGGCUGGCGGCUUGCGCCAGGAGCAGGCCCGAGGUGGAGAGGCUCUGGCGCGCGCCCCUCGAGGAGAUGUCCAGCGCACCGCCUGAACCUACUCCACCGCCGCAGCCUGGGGGCGUCUCCAUCGACGACCUUUUCGGCUGCAGCGGUGGCCGCAUCGAGCAGCAACCAGAUGGCGUCUACCUGCUGGCCUGCCCACGCUCGGCCGCCGCGAAGGCGUCCUCGUGGUGGUCGGGCCAAGUCGGCAACGAGGCCCCGCCCAGGAAGCUCGGGCAGCCGGUGCCCGGCGCGGAGUGCUGGCGGGAGGGCUUCAGCUGGCAGACGUGCUGCGCCGGCCGCUUCGGGUCGCAGGGGAACCUGGAGCCGCUCGGCGGCGUGCGGAGGCGCCGGUUCGCCUGCGCCCUGAGUGCGAUCUGCGUGUUCACGGCGCAGACGUUUCCGCGCCAAUCGGGGCCGCGGCGCGGCGGCCCCGGAGACACGAUGGCUGGCACGGUGGCCGCGCCCCGGGAGCUGCUGCGCGAGAUCCUGGAGGACGGCACCUGCCCCGCCCACCUCCAGCGGCGCCUGCGGCGGCUGCUGGGCGCCGCGCCCGCUGGGCUGGCGCCGCCCCCCGCGGUGUCCCCGAAGGGGGAGGCGGAGUGCAGCGGCGCUCGGCGGGCCAGCAUCACCGACCGGAUCUGGCCCCUGCUGCCGUUGGUGACCGAGCGGCUGGCGCUGGCGGAGAUCGUGGCGGUGCGGGCUUGCAGCUCCGCCGGCCUCGAGUGGGCGAUGGCACGGCGCCCGCACCGGCUCGGCGAGCUGGGGCAUGUGCACGACAGGAUUCGGAGCCGCCUGUGGAUUCACCGGCUCUUCGUCCUCAACGAGGGUACAGCCGACGAGGCCGUCUACGAGGCCCGGGUGCGGGGCCUGGCGGACGACGCGCAGGGCCGGCGUCUGGAGGCUGAGAUGGCCGAGGCGCGCCGGGACAUGGAGGACCAGAUCCGCAGCUUCCAGCUGGACGUGGACCGGCGCAUGGACCUGCAGGCGGGGCGCGUGCACGCCAUCGUGGAGGAGCGCGUGCAGCACCAGCUGGACGCCAUCCUGCACGCCGAGAUGCAGAAGGUCCAGGAGAUCGUGGAGGACCUCGUGCAGAGCAUGGUCCGCGCGGUCGUGCAGGCCGAGGUCCACGCCGCCGCGCGCGAGAUGCGGGCGCGCCUCGCCCGCCUCGCGCGCGAGAAUGACCGCCUCCGGGCGGCCUUCCUGGAGCAGCUGGACCACUCGAGCCUGUGCCUCCGGUUCCUGGUCUGGGCUCGCAGCUCCAGCGCUACCGCCGGCCUGCUCGCGCGGGUGCUGUGGGCCACCAGGCGCCGGCUCGGCGCGUGGGUCCUCGGCGUCCCGCCCGACCGGCGCGGGGAGGGCCUCCGCUCGCGCCUGGAGCCCUUCCAGCGCGCCGGCGAGGACGAGGGCGGCGAGGCCGCCGCCGCCGCCGCGGGUCUGCGACCCGCGGGCUCGGCGUGGGAGGAGGGCGAUCCCCUGGACGCGGUUGCCGCGAUCGCGGUGCUGUGUAGCGCGAUGCGCGCGCGGCAGGCGCGCCAGCAGCAGGCCCAGACGUCCAGCAGCGGCGGGGGCGGCGGCGCAGCAGGGGGAGCAGGCGGGGGCGCGGGUGAGCCAGGCAGCGGGCUCGGCCUCGCCGUGGACCCCGCGGGCGAGGGUGACGCAGGCGGCUCAGCCUGGGGGGCAGAGUGGAUGGGGAGCCGAGGCCGGCCGUGCGGGAGGAUCCGCGGGCGGCCGCGCCCGACGAUGCGCGCCCACUCGCAGAGUGGGCCCCGCUCGAGGAGGACGUCGCCGAAGCCGUGGGCCCCGCCGAGCAGGACGUUCCACGACGCCCGGGAGGACGCGGACUGA
Messenger RNA from Prorocentrum cordatum, 2675 nucleotides. The record is from the annotation of a GenBank genome assembly. Lineage: Eukaryota; Dinophyceae; Prorocentrales; Prorocentraceae.